CCAGCAAUCUGUUUUAACUUUUAUGUCAUUUCAAAUUUUACGAUACGCAGGCGUUACAUGUAUACACGCGUGUGCUAUAGUUUUUGUGCGCUUUUAAUAAAUUCACAUAAAUCGCAAGUGCUAUUUUGAUAAUGUGUUCUUUCAAACUUUUCGGUCUCACAUCAUUAAUACUAAUUCAUGCACUUUUGCUGGGUGCAAGUGAGAGCGAGAAAAAUUCUGCUCAGCAUGUGUCUAAUAACUUUAAUGCGUCCAAUAUGCUUAUACAGAAUAAUGUGAUACCUCAUCGUGACUUAAAUGCCUUUGUUACGCACACGAAGGCCACAUCUAAGUCUGCUGAUAACGUCGAAACCUCUUACCAACACAAUAACAUUGCACACACCGAUGAGUACAUGAUACGCAGUCAACGCCGUUGCCUGGAGAAACGCAAUUUAAUAUCCUGCCUCAAGUACAAGGCUUCGAAAAUUGUGUGGAUGUUGGCGACCAAUAAGCUGGGCUAUUUUCCCAAUGAGUACAGCCGCGCUUUGGUGGAGGAUGAACGUCGAAUACGUGUCAUUCAGUUGGGUGAACCGGCCGAUAUUGUGGUGUUUAAUGAUGCCAGGAGUUUAGUAGGCGACAGUGAAUUCGUGAGCAUAUUGAAGUUUCUUAAGCGCGCAGCCGAGACCUUCAGCCGCAAUCAUGCCAUACAAGUAAAGGUGUCCAGUGAAACAGGUGCGCGCAUUGUUGACUCCGAAGUUGAUGGACGUGCACGCGGUGAUCGCAAGCGACGUAAAUGGUUGGUCAUAUUGCCACUAAUCAUUCUGUUGAAAAUCGCCCACCUUAAAAUGUCUGUGGUUACGUUAUUGCUGGGCGUGCUUGGUCUCAAUGUGCUGUUGGUGGGCGGCAUGGGUUGGUUGAUACAUUAUCUGAAAUUCAAGACAUUGUGUAAAAUACAUCCGCAUUUGGUGCAAUCGCAUUCGCAUGUCUACGACUCGGAUCCGGCUGAUUAUUCCUCAUUCAUUGGCAGUAGCUUUCCUGGCUCCUAUUAUAGCGGCGCUGGUGGCGGUAUUCAUGAAGUUAACGGAAAAGACUGGGCCACAAGUAAGGCAUAUCAUGGCGGCAAUUACUUGGACACCAUAAGUAAACGACUGAAAUAGCUGAGGCAGUUAUCUUGGCGUUAUCUACUCAAUGUGUUACGUGUGUAUUAUGUGCGUUACUAUCGGUUUUAUGCAGAGGUAAUCGGAAAUGUUGUGUAGGUGUGGAGUGGAAGUAAAAAAAAAAUAUUAUCUAUUUAUAUUUAUUGAUUCAUAGUCAGAAUUUUUAGGUUCAUAAAUGUAAAUUCUAUGUUAACACUAAUAUAAAUAUGUAUACAUACAUAAUCCUUUAGAAGUAACGUCUUGGUAAG
This is a messenger RNA of Ceratitis capitata (Mediterranean fruit fly), 1381 nucleotides long. RefSeq lists its product as uncharacterized. The coding region runs from base 132 to 1133 and encodes 333 amino acids. The record is from RefSeq and is a predicted model, not a curated record. Lineage: Eukaryota; Metazoa; Arthropoda; Insecta; Diptera; Tephritidae. The transcript has 4 exons.